ACCCCAUGACAUGUUUUGUUUUCCACGAUUCACUACCAAGCUCUCCAUUCGUAACGAACAUAGGCUAGUAACAUCCGCCGCUGCAAGGUUUAUAAAUUUAUUAAGAACUAGGUCUAAGUUUUUCUCCUCAAAAUCUAAUAUGGAUUUAGAAAAUUUUAAGCCUUUUCCAAAUAUUUCUACUGAUAUUAUACACGAAGGACAAGAUCCGGAACAAUGGAAAUCCAUGGCAGUGAUACCUCCCAUUUCAACAUCAACAACUUUUAAACAGUUUGCACCGGCUGAGCACAGUGGUUUUGAGUACUCUCGCAGUGGAAAUCCUACUCGCAAUUGUCUAGAGCAAUGUUUAGCAGCGUCAGAAGGAGCAAAGCAUGGUCUGUGCUUUGCAUCUGGAUUGGCAGCAACAAUGACUGUUACUCAUUUACUAAAUAAUGGAGACCAUGUGAUAAGCAUGGAUGAUGUCUAUGGUGGGACCAACCGCUACUUUAGUAAAUGUGCAGCUAAAUUUGGCCUUGACAUUUCGUUUGUUGACUGUACUCAGGUUAAAAAUGUUGUUGAUGCACUAAAGCCAAAAACACGAAUGAUAUGGAUAGAAACGCCCACCAACCCCACCAUGAAAAUUGUGGACAUUGCAGCCGUGUGCCAGGCUGUGAGAUCAGAGACCAGCUCGUGGGAAGUGAAGCCAUUUGUUGUCGUCGACAACACUUUCAUGUCUGCUUAUUUUCAGAGACCAUUAGCCUUGGGAGCUGAUAUGACCAUGCAUUCUUUAUCUAAAUACAUGAAUGGUCACAGUGAUGUUAUCAUGGGUGCCAUUCUACUAAACGAUGACGUCCUGGCUGAAAAACUUCGGUUUUUCCAGAAUUCUCUGGGAGCUGUUCCUUCCCCAUUUGAUUGCUACCUCUGUAAUCGUGGCAUGAAGACCCUGGCAGUCAGAAUGAAGGAGCACAUGAUUAAUGGUUUAGCUGUAGCAAGGUACCUUGAGUCGCAUCCUGCUGUGGAGAGAGUGGUCCAUCCUGGCCUUCCUUCGCACCCCCAGUAUGAGUUGGGGAAAAGACAGAUGAUUGGAUACUCAGGCAUGCUGAUAUUUUUCAUCAAAGGUGGUCUGGAGGCAUCAAAAACAUUUUUAAAAUCAGUGAAGAUUUUCACCUUGGCUGAAAGUCUAGGCGGAUUUGAGAGUCUUUGUGAAUUGCCAUCCUUGCAAACACAUGCUUCAGUCCCAGAGGACCAGAGAAAGAAACUCGGCAUCUCUGACUCUCUCAUCCGUUUGUCUGUUGGCUUGGAGGACAUUGAAGAUCUGAUUAAUGAUCUGGACCAAGCCCUUAGAGCUGCUAGUUUUUAUGUACCAGUAAAUAAACGCAGCUCAAUCAAAAGACCUGUUGACAAUUUAAGAAGUUUUGAUAAUGCUUAAAGAACUAAGAAUUAAGAAGCGAGUUAUAGUAAAUUUAUGUAGAUGAGGUUAAAUGCUAGAGGAGCUACCAUUGCUGGACUCUAUGCCUGUGGGAAAUUAUCUUACACAGAUCUUCAGUGCCAUUUGAACUUUUAUUUGUAAUUGGUUACUGAAUAAAGAGGAAUAUCUUAGUUGUAUGCACAAAUCUACCCCCUGUUUAACUGUCAAUUUUUUCAUAACAUCUUUUGAGUGAAAACCAUAUACACUUUUUCAAUAUAAACUGUGUCCAUCCAAUGUAUUUUAAAAAAAGAAAUAUUUAUUUGUUAUAAUUUAAGAUCCACCCUUUGAUUUUCAAUAUUACAAGUUUAAAAAUAUUUCUUUACCAACUAAUUAUCAAGUUUAAAAUAUAUUCUUUUUACACAAAUAUCUAUUCUUAUAUAUAAAAUAAACACUUUUUGCACUGAUCAGUCUUCAUGUAUACCUCCACUUCAUUGUUAAUCUAUUUUUUCUUCAAAUGUUAUUGUGCAACUAAAACACUUAAACUUAUUUUCUAUAUUUGAAUUGUGAAUUUACCUCAAGUUUAUUUUCUAAUUUUCUCUAAAACUGCUUUGAUAUUUUCCUCUUGAUGUUAAAGAAAGUUUUCAUGCGUUAGUUAUAUUAUAAUUUGACCUGAUUAAGCUUCUUAUUAAUUUUCAUUUUAAAUAUAAUUUCUAUUUUCACUUCAUUAAAAAAAAAAUCAUUCAUAUUAUAAUUUUAGUGCUUACCUUUUUAAUUUAAACAAUUUUGAUAGACUAUCACUUUUAUUGGACAUACAUUAACUCUAGUCUAGAUGAUUGGACUGUUUUUUGUUUUUGUUUGGUUUUAUAUCAAACCUGGUGGCAUUAAAAUGAUUUAAAGUAACUAUUCAUUUAUAAACUUUGAUACUGCUUAUUUUAUUAUUAACUCUUAUUUACAAAGAUUAAACCCUUGAUUGUUUUAUCUGUGGUUCAUUAUUUUUCUUUUCAUUUUUCACCUCCUAGUAAUUGUUUCAAAUUCAAAAAUUGAAAAUGAACACAAUUUUUUAAAAUGAUUUUCUAGUGUGUGUGAAUUAGCUUACUUAUUUGUUGUAGGAGUUUUACCCCUUAUGAAAUAUUUGUAUUCACUUUAACUCUUUUGCCUACUAUAUUUAGAUUUUCUUUGUUCAUUUUUUAUGAUUAAUUAUUAUUUUUCGAACUGUUGUAGUGUUGUGGCAAUGGUAUAUCAAUUAUCAGGGAUUGUUUCUAGGUUAAUACUUAAUCCUCCAAUUGCUAAGUGUUUUGGUUCUGUACAGAUCAUUUAUUCGCAAUUGUAGUUUGUAAAAGGAAUCUCGGUGAAUUUGCUCUUCUUUUUUCUCCCACUUCAUUUGAUGUUUUACAGCAUCAUUGCCAUCCAGUCGUUUUAUUGUAACAGUGCUAUACAACACAUGCCACAAAGGCAGUGCAAGUCUGGUAGGGUAUUUAAAAUGGUUUUAUAAUAUCUGAUUUAUUGCUAAUGGAUCUGUUUUGAGUGUUAUUAGGGUAUGUUAAUGAUUUAACAUGUAAAUUCAUGUAAACUUGUUGAUUUUGAUGGACUGCUUUGGGAAAAAUUCUAUUAAAAAUAAAACAACUUAA
This is a messenger RNA of Physella acuta, 3012 nucleotides long. Its product is annotated as cystathionine gamma-lyase. Gene Ontology annotation, biological process: transsulfuration. The record is from RefSeq and is a predicted model, not a curated record. Gene Ontology annotation, molecular function: pyridoxal phosphate binding; cystathionine gamma-lyase activity. Gene Ontology annotation, cellular component: cytoplasm. NCBI's taxonomy places the organism in Eukaryota, Metazoa, Mollusca, Gastropoda, Physidae.